AUGUCUUCCACUCUUUACAUCAUUGAAAAAUCUCCAAGAGGCCAGCUCGUCUCAGAUCUGGUAAAGUAUUUGAAUCUUGACGUUAAGAUCGUCACUGAUAGAGAAUCAGAUUCAACUUUUAAGAAAAACUUUCCAUUAGGAAAGAUUCCUGCAUUCCUUGGCAAAAAUGGUUUCAAAUUAACUGAAACCAUCGCUGUCAUCUAUUACCUUGUCACCUUGACCAAUGACGAAAAAAUUCAAAAUCAACUAGCCGGUUCCACUGCUGAAGAAAAGGCUAGCAUCUUGAAAUGGGUUUCAUUUGCCAACUCUGAUGCUGCUAGAGCAGCUGCUUCAGCUGUCUUUUUACUAGUUGGUCUAAAACCUUUCAACAAGAAGGAAUUAGAUACUUCUUUGGAAGCUCUAGAACAGUAUGCUCAGGCUUUUGAACAAAGACUUUCGGAAUACACUUACUUGGCUACUGAAAAUGUCACUCUUGCUGAUAUCGUGUCUUAUUACAUCUGGGCCUUUUCAUUCUCAUCUGCUCUUGGCGCUGAUUUCAGAAAGAAGCACCCUCAAUUGACAAGAUGGUUCAACACCAUUGGUGCUCACCCAAGCGUGCAAUUUUCUCACAAGGGUUUCAAACCUGUGGAAAAGGCUCUUGAGCCACCUCAAGGUAAGAAGAAGGAGCAAAAGAAGGAACAAAAGAAGGAACAACCAAAGCAAGAAGCCGCCCAAAAGGCUCCUGCUGCUCAACAACCAGCUCAAGAGAAGAAACCAAAACACCCAUUGGAAGUAUUGGGUAAGUCAUCUUUCCCACUUGAAGACUGGAAGAGAAAGUACAUGAAUGAAGACACUAGGCCAAGUUCAUUGCCAUGGUUCUGGGAAAACUACAACCCUGAAGAAUGGUCUCUUUGGAAGGUUGAAUACAAAUAUAACGAUGAAUUGACUUUGACUUUUAUGUCCAACAAUUUGAUCGGUGGUUUCUUCACCAGAUUAUUUGCAUCCGUUAAAUACAUGUUCGGUUGUUUGGUUGUUUACGGUGAAAACAACAACAACGGUAUCAUCGGUGCCAUCAUGGUUAGAGGCCAAGAUUACGCAAAGGCCUUCGAUGUGGCUCCAGACUGGGAAUCUUACAAUUUCACCAAAUUGGACGCUACUAAGCCAGAAGACAAGGCCUUCGUCGAAGACAUGUGGGCUUGGGACAAGCCAGUUAUCGUCAAUGGUGAACCAAGAGAAAUCUCUGACGGUAAAGUCUUGAAAUGA
Molecule: messenger RNA, 1242 nt
Organism: Zygosaccharomyces rouxii
Lineage: Eukaryota; Fungi; Ascomycota; Saccharomycetes; Saccharomycetales; Saccharomycetaceae
Gene: TEF4
Product: translation elongation factor EF1B gamma
Exons: 2
Coding region: 1-1242 (413 amino acids)
Biological process (GO): translational elongation
Cellular component (GO): cytoplasm; nucleus
Molecular function (GO): translation elongation factor activity
Source: RefSeq, a predicted model, not a curated record